Messenger RNA from Hippopotamus amphibius kiboko, 1838 nucleotides. RefSeq names its product DNA methyltransferase 1 associated protein 1 (gene DMAP1). The transcript is spliced from 10 exons. NCBI's taxonomy places the organism in Eukaryota, Metazoa, Chordata, Mammalia, Artiodactyla, Hippopotamidae. Gene Ontology annotation, cellular component: nucleus; Swr1 complex; NuA4 histone acetyltransferase complex. Gene Ontology annotation, molecular function: transcription corepressor activity. The record is from RefSeq and is a predicted model, not a curated record. Gene Ontology annotation, biological process: DNA repair; negative regulation of transcription by RNA polymerase II; chromatin remodeling. Bases 535 to 1785 code for a protein of 416 amino acids.
UUCUGCCCGCGGCUUUGCGGAGAUAGGGGAGCCGCUGGGCCGCAGUCAGGAAGUUUAGGUGCGGAGGCGCUGGGGCUUAGGAGACAGCUGGGGCCGUUAGGGGAGAUCCAGGAGGAGGCACACUGGCGGAGCCCCGACCUGACCGUGGGCCACUCUCGUCCUCGCGGCCCGCCUCUUCACCCCGCCCCCACUUGGGGCUGCAGUGGCUCCGCUCCCUGAUCUGAGCCUGGUCCCUCUUCAGGCACUGACCCUUGACCUCGGGGCGCACCCCUAUCCUUCGGGCGCUAUGGCUACGGGCGCGGAUGUGCGGGACAUUCUAGAACUCGGGGGUCCAGAGGGGGAUGCAGCCUCUGGGACCAUCAGCAAGAAGGACAUUAUCAAUCCGGACAAGGUGCUGGUUUGUUCAGGGAUUGAGCUGGGCUAAAGAAUUUUCAGGGAAGGGAGUCUAGGCUGUGGUUCCUCUCCUGUGGUUUCCCUUCCCAGAAAAAGUCCAAGAAGUCCUCCGAGACACUGACCUUCAAGAGGCCUGAGGGCAUGCACCGGGAGGUCUAUGCACUGCUCUACUCUGACAAGAAGGAUGCACCCCCACUGCUACCCAGUGACACUGGUCAAGGCUACCGCACAGUGAAGGCCAAGUUGGGCUCCAAGAAGGUGCGGCCCUGGAAAUGGAUGCCAUUCACCAACCCAGCUCGCAAGGAUGGAGCCAUGUUCUUCCACUGGCGACGGGCAGCAGAGGAGGGCAAAGACUAUCCCUUUGCCAGGUUCAAUAAGACGGUGCAGGUGCCCGUGUACUCAGAGCAGGAGUACCAGCUCUAUCUUCAUGACGACGCUUGGACAAAGGCAGAAACUGACCACCUCUUUGACCUCAGCCGCCGCUUUGACCUACGUUUUGUUGUUAUCCAUGACCGAUAUGACCACCAGCAGUUCAAGAAGCGUUCUGUGGAGGACUUGAAGGAGCGGUACUACCACAUCUGUGCCAAGCUUGCCAACGUGCGGGCCGUGCCAGGUACAGACCUCAAGAUCCCAGUAUUUGAUGCCGGGCACGAGCGACGGCGGAAGGAACAGCUGGAGCGCCUCUAUAACCGGACCCCAGAGCAGGUGGCGGAGGAGGAGUACCUGCUGCAGGAGCUGCGCAAGAUCGAGGCCCGGAAGAAGGAGCGGGAGAAGCGCAGCCAGGACCUGCAGAAGCUGAUAACGGCGGCAGACACCACUGCCGAGCAGCGGCGUACGGAACGCAAGGCCCCCAAGAAGAAGCUCCCCCAGAAGAAGGAGGCCGAGAAGCCGGCCGUUCCUGAGACUGCAGGCAUCAAGUUCCCAGACUUCAAGUCUGCAGGCGUCACGCUGCGGAGCCAGCGGAUGAAGCUGCCAAGCUCUGUGGGACAGAAGAAGAUCAAGGCCCUGGAACAGAUGCUGCUGGAGCUGGGUGUGGAGCUGAGCCCGACGCCCACGGAGGAGCUGGUGCACAUGUUCAACGAGCUGCGGAGUGAUCUGGUGCUGCUCUACGAGCUCAAGCAGGCCUGUGCCAACUGCGAGUACGAGCUGCAGAUGCUGCGGCACCGGCACGAGGCACUGGCCCGGGCCAGCGUGCUGGGGGGCCCCACCACACCAGCGUCCGGCCCGGCCCUAGCCCCGGCCGAGCCAGCGGCGCCGGAACCCGGUCUCGGCCCUGACCCCAGCAAGGACACCAUCAUCGAUGUGGUGGGCGCACCCCUCACACCCAAUUCGAGGAAGCGACGGGAGUCGGCCUCCAGCUCCUCUUCUGUGAAGAAAGCCAAGAAGCCGUGAGGAGCCACCCGGGGUGUGGGAUGCUGCUGUGUAAAUAGAGCUGCUGAGUUGGA